AUGAUCGACAAUGCCUUGUUCUAUCUCCGUGGCACAAAUGCUCAUCCCUGUGGCGUCAGUCAUAUCUCUAAAGGAGCGGUUGCUGUACGACUACAUAGGCGCGCGUCUAUUUCUCCACCGUCUCCUACUAGCUUCACAGCAUCACAUCAGUUACAGCUGGCAGCAGAUGAUUCACCCUCCAUACCACCCCUAAAUCUCGCCCCAAUGCUAAAAGCAAACCUUGCCUGCCGCGUCCUCUACACAACCGCCGUCUUCUGCGUCAAAUCCAGUAUCCUGCUCUUCUGCCUGCGUCUCGAUCCGCACCUUCGCACCCGUCGCCUCGUUUACGUCUUGCUCGUCUCGGUGGCUUUGCUCACCGUCGUCACAUUCUUUGUGCUGCUGUUUGUCUGUAUGCCGCCGUCGCUGUUUUGGGAUUUGAGUAGGCAGGCACGGGAGCCGGAGAAGUGCUUGACGCAGAGUACGCAGCAGGUUUUCUUUGAGGUGAAUGGCGGGGUAAAAUAUGUGCGCCCCGAUAUGGAGAAGAUGGAGAUGGAGGAAAGUGUGCUGACGGUUUUGAAAGUCGCCCUGGGCGCGCUCCUCUGCGUCGGACUGGUGGCUGUGGUGGCGGGUUGUGUGAGGUUUUACUAUGUGCUUUCUCUGGGGAAAGAGGAGGAUAUUUGGUGGUAUAUGGCGGAUUCGUUGAAUUGGUUUAGUGUUGAGAUUUAUGCUGCCAUCAUAUGCUCCUCAGCUUCCACGCUCAAGAUCCUCGUCAAAACUUAUAUCCCCAGGGUGUGGAAUAGUAGUAUCCACGCGAGCCGGAGCCGCAGUCACAGCAACGGUAGACAUGUGUUUAUGCAGUCAAAUAAUACUUCUACGCGCCACAAGCGGUCGGGUAGUAAGGAAUACUCGACGAAGCCGUGUAGUGCAGGCAGUGAGAAGGAGUUGAGCGAAAGAAAGUAUGGAUUCGACGGGCUGACGGAGAUGGAGAAUGAGAGUGAAGAGGCUAUCGUUGGAUAUUGGGGUUUAGUUGCCGCGAUGCGUUGA
Messenger RNA from Pyrenophora tritici-repentis Pt-1C-BFP, 1023 nucleotides. The record is from RefSeq and is a predicted model, not a curated record. Lineage: Eukaryota; Fungi; Ascomycota; Dothideomycetes; Pleosporales; Pleosporaceae.